Molecule: messenger RNA, 858 nt
Organism: Truncatella angustata
Lineage: Eukaryota; Fungi; Ascomycota; Sordariomycetes; Amphisphaeriales; Sporocadaceae
Exons: 2
Coding region: 1-858 (285 amino acids)
Cellular component (GO): cytoplasm; membrane
Source: RefSeq, a predicted model, not a curated record
AUGUCGACGCUCAAGAUCGAGCGGGACACCAUCCGCAAGGGCACCGAGACCGUCUCCAAUGCAGCCCAAGCCGCCGCUGAGGCUGCUGCUGGAGGUGCCGCAAAGGAUGGCCCUAUACCCGGAACCAAGGGAAAGCAUCCCCAUCUCGCAAAGAUCGGAACUGCCAUUACUGGAGGAAAGGGAAAUGCUGGCACCAAGGGUUACUUGAUGGCUUACAUCAAGCAACUUGAGGAGAACCCACUCCGCACCAAGAUGCUUACCUCCGGAACCCUUGCCGGUCUGCAAGAGUUCCUCGCAUCAUGGCUCGCGAAGGAUCGCAACAAGCAUGGCAACUACUUCACGUCGAGAGUCCCCAAAAUGGCCGCGUACGGCGCAUUGAUCAGCGCGCCCUUAGGCCACUUCCUCAUCUGGUGCCUGCAAAAGACGUUCAAGAACAGGACCAGCCUGCGCGCCAAGAUCCUACAGAUCCUCGUCAGCAACUUGAUCAUCGCCCCUAUUCAAAACUCGGUAUAUCUCGUUGCUAUGGCUCUCAUCGCUGGCGCUCGCACAUACCACCAGGUCCGCGCAACUGUGCGCGUCGGUUUCAUGAAGGUUAUGAAGGUUUCGUGGAUCACCUCCCCGGUCUGCCUUGCCUUCGCUCAGCAGUUCCUUCCCGAGGAGACUUGGAUGCCCUUCUUCAACGUCGUGGCAUUCAUCAUUGGCACCUACAUCAACACAAUGACCAAGAAGAAGAGACUGGCUGCUCUUCGCAAGAAGCACUUCGGUGAUGGCCGAGGCGAUGGCCGAGGAUCUGGCUCCAUGGGUGGUGGCGGACGCCCGGAGGACUAUCCUCCCAUGGGUCCUAACCCACCUUACUAA